AUGAGGAGGCUGACGUUCGGUGCAGAGGCUGAGAUGGUGGACAGCGCCAGCAUAGCUCAGGAGGUCAUGCUGCUGCUCGCGCGGAGCGGUGGCGCCGGCGCCGGCCACGUCGCCGGCCACGGCGGUGGCGGCGGCGAGGCUCCGCGCGUCUUCGAGUGCAAGACGUGCCGGCGCCGGUUCCCGUCGUUCCAGGCGCUCGGGGGUCACCGCGCGAGCCACAAGCGGACGCGCGGGGGUGGUGGCGGCGCCGGCGCCGGCGCCGCUUCCGCUGCGGCGGUGGCGGCGGCGGACGCGGGGGAGGCAGGGGUCGCCGCGCUCUCGCUCGCGGCGCCCGCCGUGAAGGCCUCCCGCGCGCACGGGUGCGCGGUGUGCGGCGUGGAGUUCGCGCUCGGGCAGGCGCUGGGCGGCCACAUGCGGCGGCACCGCGUCGCGGGCGCCGAGGCCGAGGCGGAGGCGGUGGCGGCGAGCGCAAUCGCCGGCGAGCCGGCGUCCGAGCGGAGGCCCGGCGGCGAGGCGAGGGGCCUGGUCGUCUUGGACCUGAACACUGCCCCCGCUGACGACGACCUUAGGCUGGGCCUCAACCAACAUGGGUUGGUGGAUUGCCUCUAAUGGCGUCCUGCAGUUUCUAACCAUGUGGUCUUGCAUUUCUCGCUUUUCGUUUUUCUUUUGUUGGUUUUCGGACUGUAAAUUUGUAGUUUUGAAGUUGUUCUUUACAUACAAUAGGUGAAUAGGAUCUAUAUACAAAACGAAACACGAUUUGAUUAGACUUGUAUAGAAGAUGUAACUUUUAUUCCUGCGUGUCUUGUGCAAGAACAUUCUUUCUUUGUUAAAAAAAAAUUAUACCCCUCCUGUU
This is a messenger RNA of Oryza brachyantha (malo sina), 853 nucleotides long. Its product is annotated as zinc finger protein ZAT8-like. The transcript has a single exon. NCBI's taxonomy places the organism in Eukaryota, Viridiplantae, Streptophyta, Magnoliopsida, Poales, Poaceae. The coding region runs from base 1 to 609 and encodes 202 amino acids. The record is from RefSeq and is a predicted model, not a curated record.